AAGCAUUAGAUAAAUAUUUAAAAAUAGCAAAUCUAGAUAAUGAAGAUAUUGAUAUAAAUAUAGCUGCAAUUUUACUUUAUGAAUCUGUACAUUUAAUUAAUAGUGAAUUUAUUCAAGUAACAUUAUCAUAUAAUAAUUUAUUAAUAUUUAAUAACAUAUCAAUUAGAAUGGAAGAAGAUCAAUUAGAAGAAUUUGUAACAUAUAAUAAUGCAUGCUUUGCUAAGAAUAAUAGACAUAAAGGUUUAAAAUUAGAAUUAAUUUAG
Funneliformis caledonium is the source of this 263-nucleotide messenger RNA. The record is from the annotation of a GenBank genome assembly. NCBI's taxonomy places the organism in Eukaryota, Fungi, Glomeromycota, Glomeromycetes, Glomerales, Glomeraceae.